This is a messenger RNA of Culicoides brevitarsis, 2686 nucleotides long. RefSeq names its product protein kinase C, brain isozyme-like. The coding region runs from base 470 to 2461 and encodes 663 amino acids. The transcript has 14 exons. The record is from RefSeq and is a predicted model, not a curated record. Gene Ontology annotation, biological process: peptidyl-serine phosphorylation; intracellular signal transduction. Gene Ontology annotation, molecular function: zinc ion binding; ATP binding; diacylglycerol-dependent serine/threonine kinase activity. Lineage: Eukaryota; Metazoa; Arthropoda; Insecta; Diptera; Ceratopogonidae.
GCAGGAAAAAAGAAAAGAAAAUACUCAUUCAUUGUUAUGUUAUCAAAAAAAAUCAAUCUCAAGUACAAAAAUUUACAGUCGUGAUAAAAAAAAGCAUAAAAAUUUCUUGUUAUUGAAUGAAAAAAUAAAAUCAUCACAGACGUGUUAAUUGUCCAUCAAGCAAAAAAAAAAAUGCAAAGUGAAUGUCAUAAAACAAAAAAUGAUAAAUUCUGUGUGUGAAUGAAUGAAUGACGCACAAAACAGGCAUUUUUCCAUCAUCUCCGCGAAGACGACGAGUAAUGAUAUUUAAUUAGUUUAGAAAAAAAAAAAAUUAAAACACCAAAAAAAAAGUAAAAAAAAUUUUUUUGAUAAAUAAUCGAAAAUAAAUCAUCUCGAGUUACAAUAAAAGCAACAACAACAACAAAAAAAAUAAAUAAAUUAUUGCGUGUGAAAAGAUACAGGAAGGAAAAAGGCAAGAAAGGGAAGAAGUAUGGCUGAUGACGAAAAAGAAUUCGGCGAAGAUAACAAGUUAGCGCUACGCAAUCGUGGCAGAAAAGGUGCACUGAAGAAGAAAAAUGUGUACAAUAUUAAGGAUCAUCGAUUUAUCCCGCGAUUCUUCAAACAGCCGACUUUCUGUUCGCAUUGCAAGGAUUUCAUCUGGGGCUUUGGCAAACAAGGAUUCCAAUGUCAAGUAUGCUCGUUCGUGGUGCAUAAACGAUGUCACGAAUACGUAACAUUCAAGUGCCCUGGUGCUGAUAAGGGAGCGGACUCUGAUGAUACCCGAACAAAGCACGAUUUCAAAUUAUGGACCUACUCUUCCCCCACAUUUUGUGAUCAUUGUGGUUCCCUCCUUUACGGAUUGUUGCACCAAGGGCUAAGAUGUUCAGCAUGUGACAUGAACGUACACAAGCGAUGUGAGGAAAGUGUGCCAAACUUGUGUGGAUGCGAUCACACCGAACGCCGAGGACGAAUUCAACUAGCAAUAUCAUGUCAUGCUAAUAAGUUAACUAUUGAAGUGAAACAGGGCCGAAACUUGAUACCGAUGGAUCCGAAUGGCUCGAGUGAUCCGUAUGUGAAGGUAAAGCUCAUUCCAGACUCGGAUAAUGUGAAGAAGAAAACGAAGACGAUUCGGGCGAAUUUGAAUCCAACGUGGGAUGAAACUUUAACUUUUGAUUUAAAACCCGAAGACAAAGAUCGUCGUAUCCUGAUUGAAGUUUGGGAUUGGGAUCGUACCUCCCGCAACGACUUCAUGGGCUCGUUGUCCUUUGGCAUAUCAGAAAUACUUAAAAAUCCUGUCGAUGGUUGGUUUAAGCUUUUAACUCAAGAAGAGGGCGAAUUCUAUAACGUUCCCGUACCAGAAGAGGGAGCCGAUUUGGCAGCACUCAAAAGUCAAAUGCGAAAGACAUCAAUUUCGAAGAAAAUUCCCGUGACAUCAGACAAAGAUGUGCCCCACAACAUGAACCGGAAAGAUGUCAUUCGUGCGUCAGAUUUUAAUCUCAUUAUGGUGUUGGGCAAGGGAUCUUUCGGCAAGGUUAUGCUCGCCGAGCGUAAAGGCACUGACGAAUUGUAUGCAAUAAAAAUCUUGAAAAAGGACAUCAUUAUACAGGAUGACGAUGUCGAGUGCACCAUGGUGGAAAAACGUGUGCUCGCACUGUCGGAGAAGCCACCCUUUUUAGUACAAUUACAUUCGUGUUUUCAAACAAUGGAUCGCUUAUUCUUUGUCAUGGAAUAUGUCAACGGCGGUGAUUUAAUGUUCCAGAUUCAGCAGUGUGGAAAGUUUAAGGAACCGGUAGCUGUUUUCUACGCUGCCGAGAUCGCAAUAGGAUUAUUUUACUUACAUUCUCGUGGCAUAAUUUACCGUGACCUAAAACUGGAUAAUGUGCUUUUGGACCAAGACGGUCACAUCAAGAUUGCGGAUUUUGGCAUGUGCAAGGAGAACAUAACGGGUGAAAAGACAACCAAAACUUUCUGCGGCACUCCGGACUACAUUGCGCCCGAGAUUAUUCUGUAUCAACCGUACGGAAAAUCUGUCGAUUGGUGGGCUUAUGGCGUUUUGUUGUACGAAAUGCUCGUUGGACAACCGCCUUUCGAUGGCGAGGAUGAGGAGGAAUUGUUUGCUGCUAUCACGGACCAUAACGUGUCAUAUCCCAAAAAUUUGAGUAAAGAAUCAAAGGAUGUCUGCAAGGGGCUCUUGACCAAAAAUCCCCAAAAACGCUUGGGUUGUGGACAACGCGGCGAAGAAGAUGUUCGAGCUCACGCUUUCUUCCGUCGCAUUGACUGGGACAAAAUUGAAAACAGAGAGGUUCAGCCGCCAUUCAAGCCGAAAAUCAAACAUCGCAAGGACGUAUCCAACUUCGACAGACAAUUCACAUCGGAGAAAACCGAAUUGACUCCAACCGACAAACUCUUCAUGAUGAAUCUCGAUCAAGCGGAAUUCAAUGGAUUCUCCUACUUGAACCCCGAAUUUGUGCAACAUAUUUAAACAUAAAAACAAACAAAAGAAGAAAAAACACUCAUUGUCAUCUAGAAGAAGUAUACAUAUAAAAAAUAUUUGAUAAACAGGGAUUUCGAAAAUAAAAUCAGAUAAAAAGUGAAAAAAUAUUAUAAAAAAAACUUCCAUGAAUUCAAUAAAUUUAUUAUAUAUAUAAUAAUGAUAACAAGUAUUAACUAUAAAUAACUUUUUAUUAUAUUCACAUACACACUCCUU